AUCAGUGACUACCACACAAAAAAUACCCCUCCUCCCUAUUUAUUUCUUUUCUUUUUCUUUUUUAAUUUUAUUAUUUAUUUAUAAUAUAUAUAUACACACAACACACACAUAAAAACCCGUCUUUGUUAGUCCUUGCCCUUUUCAACUUCUCUCUCUCUCUCUCUCUCUCUCACAUUUCUUCGCCACCCUCCUCUCUCUCUCUCUCUCUCUCUCUCUCUCUAGCCUCUCUUCCUCUCUAUCUCUCUCUCAGAGCUUGGAACGACAAAGGCUUUUUGGAUACGAUGGCGAAAGACGAGUGGAUGAGAGCGGCUAUGACCGACGACAUGCUCGUCGUGGAGCUGCUUGUGCGUCUCAAGCAGUCGCAGGCCGCUUCGCCACUCAAAUCUUCGCUUUCUUCUUCGCCGCCGCCGUCAUCGGUGAUGUUUCCGCUCAGGUGGAGUGUCAGGAUGCCGCGUUCGAAGGCAGCGAGGUGCGACGCUCAGAGGAAACGCGGCGAUUCCACCAGAUGUAGUCCUACGACGCCGCUCUCGUGGAGCGGCGGUGCCUCUCCUUCCGGUACCGGUGAUGGAUUCGAAGAGUCUAGCCGUCCCGUCGUCAGUCGUUCUUCGUCGAAUCCCAGAUCCAAGGGUACUUCAGCAAAUGAAUUAGCUACCAAUACCACCGCUAGCACCACCAAAGGUUCAAGAAGAAAAAAGACAUUUGCUGAGCUAAAAGAGGAAGAAGGUUCGCUUCUCAAGGAAAGGGUGUAUCUUAGAAAGGAAUUGGCAACACUAAGGGCAACCUUUAAGGAACAGCGAGCAAAAAAUGAAAGUUUGAAGAGGAUGAAGCUGGACUUUGAGAUGCAUUCUUCUAAACAUUUGAAAGCAAGUGUUGAUGGACUCGAGAAAGCAAUUGCUGGUCAACUGCACCAGAGAAUAGGCUCUCCUCUUGGCAAUGUUCCUUCUCACUUAAAUACGCGUGCCACCGUACAAGACGAUAAUUCACAAUCAGAUUUUUGUGAUGCAUCAAAGGCCGACUUUACCGGGAAUAGUUUCUUGCUACCGGAUCUAAAUAUGGCACCAUCCGAGGAUGAUUUCGGUGCUGAAACCUUCUGUGGGAUGAGCUGAGGAAAAUGGUGUGUUUGAUUGUUUUUCUGUUCUGCCAAUGAGAGAAUAUAUAUAUGAUCUCUAAGCUUGAUGAAGUUUAUUUGCCAGAAACAUCACGAAAAGGAGGACCCAAGUGUUCGAAAUAUCAAGUAUAUCCUAAAAUGAAGUGAAGGAUAUUAUAUAAAAUUCAACUGGCUAUUUGCUUCCAAUUCUUGGAAUUUGGAGGUUGGAUUGGAAGGGCAAUUGAAGUUGAAGGGUGAUGGAAGAUAGUUCUGCAGGUUAGUGGUAGUGAAAAAGCAGCAGCUAACAAAAGUAGUAUGUAAGCCUCUAUUUAUGUCCACAGAGGGUUCCUACUUCCUACUUUUUUUUCCUCGGAUUCUUUGGAGUAAAGACUCGUUACUUUCAUUUUGGGUUUUUGUGUAGAAGAAGAAAAACCUAAAUUGUAUUAUUCUUUGUAGGUAUUAAAAAAAAAAAAAAAAAAAAAAA
Messenger RNA from Ziziphus jujuba (common jujube), 1571 nucleotides. RefSeq lists its product as uncharacterized. The transcript is spliced from 5 exons. Lineage: Eukaryota; Viridiplantae; Streptophyta; Magnoliopsida; Rosales; Rhamnaceae. Bases 282 to 1106 code for a protein of 274 amino acids. The record is from RefSeq and is a predicted model, not a curated record.